Zea mays is the source of this 2030-nucleotide messenger RNA. RefSeq names its product diacylglycerol kinase 4. Lineage: Eukaryota; Viridiplantae; Streptophyta; Magnoliopsida; Poales; Poaceae. Gene Ontology annotation, biological process: phospholipase C-activating G protein-coupled receptor signaling pathway. The record is from RefSeq and is a predicted model, not a curated record. Gene Ontology annotation, molecular function: ATP-dependent diacylglycerol kinase activity. Bases 113 to 1747 code for a protein of 544 amino acids. Gene Ontology annotation, cellular component: membrane. The transcript has 12 exons.
ACUUUCUCAUGGGAAAAACUAGCCAUACAAAACUGCCUCAUUCCUCCUCCCCUCCCCUCCGCUGCAAUCGCCUCACCGCGCGCUCCCCUCAUCGCUCGCCACAACGUCUUCCAUGACCUCCACCACUACGCAAUCGGGGUUGCGGCCACGAUCGCGGUCAUGGUCCGACGUCGCAUUGUCUAUGUCGUCAUCAUUCUCAUCCUCGUCCUCGUCGCCGACGCCCUUGGAGCGGGAGCCACCCCGCUCCCCAACCCCACCGGCUGCACCGCUAGUGGGGGCGCUCAUCGAAUCGCUCUCGUUUCGCGGAUGCGGUUUUGGCCGUGCUGCCACGUCCGCAUUUGAGAAGGAGGAUCUCAAGGCGCGAGCCGCAUUUCCGCAGCGCCUCCGUACUGCCGUGCAUGCCGCGAUGCGCGCUAGGGAUCCUACUGCAGGGGCAUUCGCGCUUGUUGAUCGUGACAAUGAUGGAGAGGGGCAUGGCACGGGCAAUCCAUGGUUCGACAGCGCAGUGCACGACGACGCGCCCGAGUCACCGCUCGUUGCUUUCGUCAACCCGCGCAGUGGCGGCCGCCUCGGCCCUGUCCUUAAGACCCGCCUCCAGGAGCUCAUCGGCGAAGACCAGGUUUUUGAUCUUACUAUUGUGAAGCCUUCUGACUUUGUGGAAUAUGCUCUGGCUUGUUUGGAACAACUUGCUGACUCUGGUGAUCACAGUGCGAGGUUUGUUCGCCAUAAUCUACGAGUCAUGGUUGCAGGAGGCGAUGGUACAAUAGGUUGGGUGUUGGGAUGUUUAGGAGAGCUAUACAUUCAGAACAGAGAGCCUGUACCUCCAGUUGCUGUAAUACCACUCGGAACAGGAAAUGAUCUCUCCAGGAGUUUUGGAUGGGGUGCUUCAUUUUCUUUCUCAUGGAAAGCAGCUGCUAAACGAUCUCUUUACAAGGCUAUUUUUGGCUCAGUUUCUUGUUUAGACAGUUGGCAAGUUGUUGUUUCUAUGCCUGAACACGGAGAAGAAGAAAAGGAACAUUUAGACCUCCCUCACUCACUUAGGCGUCUUGGAGAGUGUACAUUUUAUGAUGAUGGCACUGCUAAGGGAGAGUUGCCUGAAACAGUUUAUUGCUUUGAUGGUGUCUUCUAUAAUUACUUCAGCAUAGGAAUGGAUGCUCAAGUGGCUUAUGGGUUUCACCAAUUACGUGAUGAAAAGCCAUUUCUUGCAAGUGGACCUUUAUCCAAUAAGUUGAUUUACGCAGGAUAUACCUGCAAGCAAGGAUGGUUCUUUACGCAAUGUAUUAGUGAUCCUGAGUUAAGGGGAUUGAGGAACAUUAUCUGUUUAUCAAUCAAGAGGAUGGACAGCUCUGAGUGGGAGAACAUUCCUGUCCCAUCGAGUGUGAGGGCAAUCGUUGCAUUAAAUCUUCACAAUUAUGCAAGUGGAAGAAACCCUUGGGGAAAUUUGAAGCCUGAAUAUUUGGAGAAAAGAGGAUUUGUUGAAGCCCAAUCAGAUGAUGGUCUUCUUGAGAUAUUUGGACUGAAGCAAGGGUGGCAUGCAUCUCUCGUGAUGGUUGAACUUAUAUCUGCCAAGCACAUAGCUCAGGCAGCGGCAAUACGGAUAGAGAUCAAAGGUGGGUAUUGGCACGACGCGUUCAUGCAAAUGGACGGGGAGCCAUGGAAGCAACCACUUAGCUCCGAGUAUUCAACAUUUGUGGACAUCAAGAAGGUGCCUUACCCCUCACUAAUCAUCAAUGGUGGAGACCGUUAGCUGGAAACCAUAUUUGUGGCAUGCAUGACCUAGGCGGAUCGGAGCGGCCAAGAAAAUAUUUUCAGCUUCCAGCUUGAUGAACUGCAGGCACAGCACAACCUUUUUAUCGCGGUUGCAUGCAGCUCUAACUGUAUAUUGAGUUGAGCUUGUGCGUGGAACAACGUAAUGCAAUGGUGUCUCCACUGUCCCUUGAUCGCAAUUCUAUUUGAAAUUCAGUACAUUGCAACUAUCUGAUGCAUACUUGCAAAUUUGAGGAUUGUAGUGAUUAGUAUCAGAUGCAAGA